Messenger RNA from Penicillium samsonianum, 2508 nucleotides. RefSeq names its product alpha-glucuronidase (gene aguA). Gene Ontology annotation, biological process: xylan catabolic process. Gene Ontology annotation, molecular function: alpha-glucuronidase activity. The coding region runs from base 1 to 2508 and encodes 835 amino acids. Gene Ontology annotation, cellular component: extracellular region. The record is from RefSeq and is a predicted model, not a curated record. The transcript has a single exon. Lineage: Eukaryota; Fungi; Ascomycota; Eurotiomycetes; Eurotiales; Aspergillaceae.
AUGCGUGCAUUCCUCUUCUUUGCCUCCUUGGGCUUUGCAGCCGCUGAGAACGGCCUCAAUGGCUGGCUGCGAUACGCAUCAUUACCCUGUUCAGGUCAAUGCCAUUCCAAUCUCCCUUCGAGUAUCGUCACCCUCAAUGCGACUGAGACAAGUCCGGUGUAUGUUGCGGGGACGGAGUUGCAGAAUGGUCUCAAGGGCGUCUAUGGGAAGAGCGUUCAAAUCACACACAACAAGUGCAAGACAUCCUCCUCGGUUGUUGUUGGCACUGUUGAUCAAUAUCGGAAAAUCUGUGGCGCUGCGAAAGGUGUGCCUGAGCUGGAGGAAGAUGGCUUUUGGCUCGACACGAAGGGGGAAAACGUUCAAAUUCUUGGACAAAACGAGAGGGGUGCUCUAUAUGGCACUUUUGAAUACUUGUCGAUGCUUGCUCAGGGAAACUUCUCCAAGGUCGCCUAUGCAACCAAUCCUUCUGCACCUAUUCGCUGGGUGAAUCAAUGGGACAACAUGGAUGGAAGAAUCGAACGCGGCUAUGGUGGCCCCUCUAUUUUCUUCAAGGAUGGUCAAAUCGUCGACGACCUAACCCGUGUUGCUGAAUAUGGCCGCCUUUUAGCCUCGAUUAGAAUCAAUGCUGUCGUCAUCAACAAUGUCAAUGCGGAUGCUGCCCUCUUGAACUCCACAAACCUCGACGGGGUGGCUCGAAUCGCCAAUGUCUUCCGCCCUUACGGUAUACAAGUCGGCCUAUCGCUUAAUUUCGCAUCCCCUCAGACUUAUGGAGGGCUUAGCACUUUCGAUCCCCUCGACGCAUCUGUCAUCGAGUGGUGGUCGAAUAUUACGACUCAGGUCUAUGAUCGAGUGCCUGACAUGGCCGGCUACCUCGUCAAGGCUGACUCAGAGGGACAACCAGGCCCCCAGACAUAUAACAGGACCCUCGCAGAUGCAGCGAACCUUUUCGCCAAAGAAGUCCAGCCCUACGGUGGCAUUGUUAUGUAUCGCGCGUUUGUCUACAAUCAGCUGAACGAAUCAAUCUGGACGGAUGAUCGUGCAAACGCUGCUGUUGAGUUUUUGAAGGAUCUAGAUGGCGAAUUCGACGACAACGUGGUGAUCCAAAUCAAGUACGGGCCUAUUGAUUUCCAGGUCCGUGAGCCAGCAUCGGCACUGUUUGCAAAUUUGUUCAACACCAGUAUGGCCAUUGAACUGCAGGUUACGCAAGAAUACCUUGGACAACAGUCGCAUUUAGUCUAUGUUGCUCCCCUUUGGAAGACAAUCUUGGACUCUGACCUCCGCGUCGACCACCAGCCAUCACUCGUUCGCGAUAUCGUCGCCGGUAAACGGUUCAAUCGCAAAUUGGGCGGAUCAGCAGCUGUUGUCAACGUGGGCACAAACACCACCUGGCUUGGUAGCCACCUGUCUAUGUCAAACCUAUAUGCCUAUGGUCGCUUGGCUUGGAACCCAGCAGACGAUGCCCAGGACAUUCUGCAAGACUGGAUCAGACUGACCUUUGGGCUGGACCGCAAGGUACUCGACACCAUCACUCGCAUGUCCAUGGAAUCUUGGCCCGCCUACGAACAAUAUAGUGGGAAUUUGGGCAUCCAGACGUUAACAGAUAUUCUAUAUACUCACUAUGGGCCCAACCCUGCAUCUCAAGACAACAAUGGCUGGGGCCAAUGGACCCGCGCGGACCAAAUCAGCAUUGGAAUGGAUCGGACGGUGGCAAACGGCACAGGCUUUUCCGGCCAGUAUCCGGAUGAAAUCGCUGCCAUGUAUGAGAACAUUGACACCACACCAGACGAUCUUUUGCUAUGGUUCCACCAUGUGAAAUACACCCAUCGUCUGCACUCAGGGAAGACCGUUAUUCAGCACUUCUAUGACGAACACCACAGCGGGGCCGAAACUGCACAGACCUUCCUUACGCAGUGGGAAUCACUCCACGGCAAAAUUGAUACUGAGAGAUACAACCAUGUUCGGCACUUCCUAGACUACCAAAGCGGACACUCAAUUGUGUGGAGAGAUGCGAUCAAUGACUUUUACUACAAUCUCUCUGGAAUCCCUGAUCAGGCCAAGCGUGUCGGCCACCACCCAUGGCGGAUCGAAGCGGAAGAUAUGAAGCUAGAGGGCUACAAAACUUACAGCGUCAGCCCCUUCGAAACAGCCUCUGGUUCGGUUGCAAUUGUUACAACUUCCAACAGUACAGCCGGCACCGCUUCGACCAAAAUAAACUUUCCCUCUGGCACCUAUGACCUUGCAGUGAAUUACUACGAUAUAUACGGUGGCCAGUCACAGUGGAAGGUCUAUCUGAAUAAUCGGGAAAUCGGGCAAUGGGUUGGCAAUAGUGAGGAUACGUUUAGCCAUACGCCUUCUAUCUAUUUGGAUGGGCAUUCAGCGAUUCGUAUCAAGUUCCGGGGUGUCAAGAUUCACAAGGGUGAUACUUUGAAGAUUGUCGGUAUGCCUAAUGGCAUUGAGCCGGCGCCAUUGGACUAUGUGGCUUUGCUGCCAGCGGGUAUUGUAGAUUAG